AUGAAAAGGCUACUAGCCCUUACUCUGGGGCCUCUGUGGACGGUGGGCAUCAGCGCUCUUCAAGAAAACAACAGCGGGCUGGGAAGUACGAGCAGCAGUGGCAGCGGCGAUGCAACAGCCGAUGGUGAUACCGUUGGCGGUAGCGCUACAUCGAUUUAUCUGCCGACCGAAGUUCUGCAGAACCAGCUCCUGAACGCGACCGGUAUGGAGCCAGACUCUCUCGUAGAGGUGGCGUCCAGCUACAGUGUGCUGCAAGACGGAUCUCCAGGAUUGGCGGACGUCGCGGCUCCCAACACCAACAUCUUCACAUCCGUCCUCAUCGUUCCAGCAAUCGCCAGCAACAACACGGAAGCUGACAUCACGUCCAUCUUAGAGCAACCGCAGACCAACUCGACGGACGACCUAUCUGGUCGCACGCAGCUCAUGUACAACUGCACCUCGGCAGCCAACCUCUGGAACCUACUGGAAGACCCAAAUGUUGUGAUGCUGGAGGAUAUCGAACUAUUUGGAAACGACACAAAUGAGGACGACUCGGGUUCUGACGGGAUGUUAUGGGCAGAUGUAGGAGCCAACACGUCUGCUGCUGGCAACACGACGGAGAUCCCCCGCGAGAUUGUCGUGGUGGCUUUGAUAAAGUGGCGAAUUGCUCGAAUAUCCUGA
Messenger RNA from Phytophthora sojae, 660 nucleotides. RefSeq lists its product as hypothetical. The record is from RefSeq and is a predicted model, not a curated record. Bases 1 to 660 code for a protein of 219 amino acids. The transcript has a single exon. Lineage: Eukaryota; Oomycota; Peronosporomycetes; Peronosporales; Peronosporaceae.